ACCCCAAUCAGAUUAUGAGAGUGUUUCCGCUUUCCGCUUUCUGAGGAAGCUGUGACGAUUCACAGUAGACAGCAAUAAAUCGGUGUGAAAACCAGAGAAUUGUCUCAUUCUGGUAGUUUCUCCAGACUGAUAUCUUAAACUCUAAGGAGACUUCACACCAACAGAAAAAGCUCUGAAACUGUGGAAGAGGGAGAACAGAAGUAGCUAGCCAUGAAUGGUGUGACUUCAUUCAUCAAUGAAUCCACAGGCCAAGACAAGAAUAAGACCAAUGGCUUAUUGGAAAAACCACAACAACCUUUCCUAAUACUGGUCUACAGUCUGCUGUUUCUGGUGGGAUUGAGCCUCAACAGCUUCACCUUGUGGUUUCACUGCCGUCUAACUCAAAGACAAGCGUCCAAGAGCUGGAUGAUCUACCUGAAACAUCUGACAGCUGCUGAUUUUCUGCUAUGCAUGAACAUCCCGCUGCGCAUCAUUCACUAUACCAACAGCUCGUUAACCUUUUACAUACUCUUCUGUAGCUUGGGAGCCCCACUCUUGUUCUUGAACAUGUAUGCCAGCAUCCUGUUCAUGGGCUACAUUGCAGCCAACAGGUACAUGAAGAUAUUUUAUUCCACGGGAACUCACUUCCUGAUGACUGCCAAAGCCAGCCACAUCAUCUCGAUGACCACCUGGGUUGUUCUCCUGACCAUGACAACACCUUACACCAUCAUGGUGCUGAUUAACCGCAAACCUCGUCCUUCUGAAAAUUGUACCUGUGAUUAUCUGAUCAGUGAACCUGUAAAACCACUGUACAGAGUGAUUCAUGCUUUUGCUGCCAUCAUCUUCCUGUCGGUACUCUUUUCUCUGGUUUUCUUCUACUACAGCGCCUCCCGCAGGGUGCUGCAGGUACAGCAGAGGCGGCUAGCCUCCUCCAACUCCAAGAAGCUUAUAAAGUCUCGUAGGAACAUGUUGGUAUUGGUCAGUGUGUUCUGCUUUUGCUUUGUUCCUUAUCACUUUGUUCGAAUUCCAUACGUCAUACUUCAAGUUUCCGUAGUGUUGUUGUACCUGAAGGAAGUGGCCAUCUUAAUAUCAGUUUCUAAUAUCUGUCUGGAUCCGCUUAUUUAUGUCUUUCUUUGUAAGGAGUUCAGGGCUCAGUUUAACCUGAAACAAAUAUUCUGCAGAGAAAGCAACAGAAACACCUCCAUUUUGGAGGAGGGAGACAGUGAAGAUCACAUGAAGACCAUCAAUAAUUCCAAAGCCACCAUGGGAGAGGUCCAGUCAGUGAGGGGAGAACUAGGACAGGAACCAUCGGUCCAGGUUGUUUUAUCAAACAUGAGUAAUCCUGACAAAUAUAAACCAUAGCUGUAUUACUGGAUAUUUUUUGAACAGGCUUAUUAAUUGAAAAUCUGUAUGCUUACAUUUACAUUCAACUUGUAACUGUUAUACAUGAAUUUCCCCACUGCAAAAUAAAGGAUUAAGCUGUUCCAUUUAUGCUUAGUUCAUCGGACAUGCGAGAACAUACAGUCAUAUGAAAAGGUUUGGGCACCCUAUUAAUAUUAAGUGUUUUUAUUUCUAAAUAUUUGGGCGUUUGCAACAGCUUUUUCAGUUUGAUAUAUCCAAUAACUGAUUGGUACAGUAAUAUUUCAGUAUUGAAAUGAGGUUAAUUGGACCAACAGAAAAUGUG
Poecilia latipinna (sailfin molly) is the source of this 1663-nucleotide messenger RNA. RefSeq names its product P2Y purinoceptor 14-like. Gene Ontology annotation, cellular component: membrane. The coding region runs from base 211 to 1341 and encodes 376 amino acids. Gene Ontology annotation, biological process: G protein-coupled receptor signaling pathway. Gene Ontology annotation, molecular function: G protein-coupled purinergic nucleotide receptor activity. The transcript has 4 exons. Lineage: Eukaryota; Metazoa; Chordata; Actinopteri; Cyprinodontiformes; Poeciliidae. The record is from RefSeq and is a predicted model, not a curated record.